AUGAACCCCCGGGGGUUACUGGCAUUUGCCAGUACAGCAUGGAUCGCAACGGCCCUAGCGCUUCCGAAUCAUUUCUCGGACACCGCAUCAAAAGCCAAAAUCCACGGCAGCGUCCUCGGUGCUGCCGUCGACCUGAACGACCCGUUAUACCUAUGGAACACGUACGGUCUGAACACAACGGAGGAGUACAAGUACUUCCAAGAGCCAGGGAAUGAUGAGAUCAACGCCCACUACGACUCGCGGUUCUUCAAAGAGCCAGUACCGAAGGAGCAGCGCUCGCAAGUUCUGACGCACAUCAUCCACUCGUACUUCGAAUUCUUCAACGGCCACAAGUUGGAGACUUGGCUUGCUCAUGGGACAUUGCUGGGAUGGUGGUGGAACGGCAGGAUUAUGCCCUGGGACUGGGAUAUUGACACCCAAGUCUCCGAAGCCACGCUCUUCCGCCUCGCCAACGAGUUCAACGGCACAGUGGCCGAAUUCAAUACCACUAACCCCGAUGCGCAACAUUCCUACCUUCUUGACGUCAAUCCUUGGGCGCGGCAACGUGAUCGCGGGAAAGGGCUGAAUAUUAUCGACGCUCGGUGGAUCGAUAUGCAGACCGGUCUAUACAUCGACAUCACGGGGCUCAGCCAACUGAACAAGGAGAAGCCAAACGAGUGGGGGUGCAAAAACAACCACAACUACCUGCUGAGUGAUAUAUACCCGCUGCGUGGAUCGUUUUUCGAAGGCGUGGCAGCCAAGGUUCCGUACCGCUACGAGGAGGUCCUUAUUGACGAGUAUAGCCGAAAGGCGCUGACGGAGACGCAUUACAACCAUCAUACUUGGAAUGCGACACUCGAAGAAUGGAUCUCCGACGAGGUGAUCGAAGCCGAAAAGGAGAAGGAGAAGGAUAAAGAGAAAGAAGCGGAUAAGGACGAUCGUCAGUACGAGUAG
This is a messenger RNA of Aspergillus mulundensis, 933 nucleotides long. RefSeq names its product putative mannosylphosphate transferase (Mnn4). NCBI's taxonomy places the organism in Eukaryota, Fungi, Ascomycota, Eurotiomycetes, Eurotiales, Aspergillaceae. The record is from RefSeq and is a predicted model, not a curated record. The transcript has 3 exons. Bases 1 to 933 code for a protein of 310 amino acids.